AAGUGUGGAGGAUUGUGAGUUGCCCUCUCCUCCCCCAUGUGAGUGGUGCGAUGUUGGUGCUGGUGCCUCUGCAUCUUGUUAGGGCCUUGGGCCGAGGAGGGCGUGACGUGUCCAAGGAGCGGAGCUGUGCCAGGGGGCUGCAGAGAGACUGGCGGUGUGCGCAGCAGCCAGCGGGCGAGAGGACGACGCUGGAGCCAUGGCGGCAGCACAGACAGGUUGCUGCAGGAGGUCGACUUUGUGCCUGUCAGCCAAAGGACAAGGUGGGGCAGACUGGGUCCCAGCUACGUGGGUCAACACGGGUCAGCUGGAGCCAAGAGGUGGCUCCUUGUAUUGGACAUCGUCCUGCCCCUGGUGCUGCACAGGAUGUUUUAGACUGUUUUUAGGACUGCUUUUAUGUUACUUUUUCAGCCUCUAAAGGACUUGAACUUUUAGCAGUGUUUUGCUCCUCCAAAUAAAUGACUGAUUUAGUGUUAAGUGGUUCCCCUGCCUGUUCUUUGGACCAUGAGUUGCUUGCUUUCCCCCUUGUAUCCGGAACCUGCAGCCGUGGACGGGCUGCUGCGGGGUGACAUGUGCAUUCAGUCCAGUGGGCAUGUGCGUCACUUAUUUCAGUCCGGGUGAAACAUGACCCCCGGGCGAUUGCAAAGCCAUGAAUUAAUUAAACAUGAAUUAAACGACUCCUUGAGGCAGAGAAUUUGACUCGAGGAUUUUUUGUACUCGAAUUAUUCGAGGUACUCGAGGAAUCGUUUCAGCCCUACUAUACACUCGAGCCAUUAGAGGACAAAAACGUCCCAUUGACUUUAAUGCAAACCACAGUUUUUGAUCCUGUAUCAUCUGCAACAAAUAAUCAUGCUUUCUGUGAUGUUAUGGUUUCAUUUUGGACAAAAGUAGAAUUCAGUCAUGUCUCCAUAUGUUGCCCAGGCGAGAAAGUUUACACAUUUCUUUAGAUCUUCUGCUGUUUUUAUUGAAGUCAAAAGGCCAACCUGACCUCUGAUAAGUAAAUAAAACACAGUUUGACUCUCCUACUGAACUUCGAAUUGUAGAAAACAAAAACAAUUAGUAUGUUUAUGCACCUGCCACAUUCAAACUCCUUGUAGUCUGGUUAUCUGGUCAUUUCACUUCUGUGAAAGCCACGGAGCUAAAUGAAGAGGCAUCUCUCUGUGGAACAAGUUCUGGAUCAGCUCCUGCAGCCUGAUACUCCUGGAGAAAAUGAGGAGAGUGAAACAUCUUCAGUGGACUUUGAGGUGGAGUCAGACCAUUCUGUUUCCUUGACUUCUUCUCCUGACCUGUCCAGUGAAAGAGAAGGGAGGACAACGGAUCCUGCUCCAGGAUGGAUUUCUAAAAGUGGGCAAGUCUGGUUUCCUACUAACGCAGAAACUUCCCACUAUGUUCCUGCUGCAAGAUGUCUGAAUCCUGGGCCAACACGUUACACCAUCACACGUAUUUACGAUGUGGUAUCCUCCUUUGAUUUAUUCUUUACUCCAGAAAUGACUGAAAUCAUCGUCAACAUGACAAAUCUAAAUGGAAGACGUGUGGUGAAGAACUGGUGGGAUAUUGAUGACAUCGCAGUGAGAGCAUACAUUGGGCUCCUGAUUUUGGCUGGUGUGUACCAGUCCAAAGGGGAAUCCACCUGCAGCCUUUGGGAUGACCACUGUGGACGUGCAAUCUUCCUGGCCACCAUGAGUCACACCAAAUUCAAGAUGAUCAACUCCACCCUCCGGUUUGAUGAUGAGCUGAACAGGCCUUCCCGUCUCAGGCAGGACAAGCUGGCCCCUAUCCGCUCGAUUUGGGACAUGUGGACCCAUCGCCUCCAAAUGCUUUUCAACACUGGGUUAGAUGUGUGUGCUGAUGAGCAGCUUGUCCCUUUCAGAGGCAGGUGCAAGUUUCGCCAACAUAUGCCAAGUAAACCAGCAAAGUACGGAUUGAAACUCUGGGUCACUGCUGAUGUUGCCACUUCCUAUGCCUGCAAGUGUCAGGUUAACACAGGGAAAGCUGCUGGUGAGGCUGCAGAGGUCGGCCAGGGAAAACGUGUCAUUUUGGAGAUGACCGAAGAGCUCCAAGGAGUCACUUCACAUGCAUGCAUUCACACUUCUGCCCUUUCAUAACAAACUGAACUACAAAGAGUUUGGAUGUGCCUGAGCUCCAGCCAGGUGCAU
Messenger RNA from Nothobranchius furzeri (turquoise killifish), 2153 nucleotides. Lineage: Eukaryota; Metazoa; Chordata; Actinopteri; Cyprinodontiformes; Nothobranchiidae. The record is from RefSeq and is a predicted model, not a curated record.